Messenger RNA from Penicillium angulare, 867 nucleotides. RefSeq lists its product as uncharacterized. The transcript has a single exon. The record is from RefSeq and is a predicted model, not a curated record. Lineage: Eukaryota; Fungi; Ascomycota; Eurotiomycetes; Eurotiales; Aspergillaceae. Bases 1 to 867 code for a protein of 288 amino acids.
AUGUUCGAGGACUUUUCUUUCUCCUCGCCGUCAUCACGGCCUGCCCGGCUCGCUCUGGAUACAGAAGACCGGAUAAUGGUCGACGGAGACAGCACAUUGAUUUCCCCGCUGUCAUCUCGCUGUCCAUCGCCGACGCAUCGGUUCCGAACGCUCUCCCGCUCGAGAUCGUCUUAUUUCCGAUCUCAGCAACCGCCCCCAACUUCAGUCCCUUUUCCCUACGAAUCAAAACGUCUCUCAAUAUCGACCCUUACCCAGAAACUACAUGAACAUACUCUCCAGACCCCAAAUGGCGAAUCCGCAGCGCAUCCCCGUCGCUCCGCUCCAUACGCCGGAUACGUCCUCACACCUCCUGAUACCGACCAUGACGACGACGGCCACUAUACCUCUUCGCCUUCUUUAUGCUCAAAUCCCAGCCCAACUUCCAUCCCUCCAGACUUUCCCUCUCUAGACGAUUUUCCCGUCCCCCCUCAAGCAGAUCAUCUCUCUAUCCGGAGACAAAGGCAGCAUAUCUCGCAGAUGCAGUGCAAUCAGGGUGAUAUUGACUCUAUUCGUCAAACUGUUUUUGAGGAUGAUUUUCGUCCUGAGACGGGAGAAGAUGAUUGUCAUCCUAGCUCUUUGCCCGCGCGCGCUUCGCCUCGGCGGAGAGCGUUGACGCAUCGGAGUAGAUUUGGACCUCAGGAUGCGUCGGGGGAUGCGGAUGCGCGGGGAAGGCGGAAGAGCAGUUCUAUUGCUUUGCAGUCGAAUCGGAUCGAGAAGAGCCAUCACCCUUCUUUUGCGGGGAGGGAGACUUCGAAGCGGAAUGAGCAGGGACUACGAAGAAAGAGUAUGGUGACUGCCGCGCUGGCAUCGGUGGUGGAGCGGCCAUGA